AUGCAGGUCCCAAAAGAAGAGGAAGAAUUUUUAAGAGUUGUUGUUAUAGGGGACUCAGCUGUUGGCAAAACAUCUAUCAUUUCGAAACUAGUAUGCGGCGAAUUCUCUGAAUCAGAAAAAACUACAGUUGGCGCGAUGUUUGUGUUAUAUACUAUAAAAUUAGACGAAGGCGAUGUUCAAAUACAGUUAUGGGAUACAGCUGGACAAGAAAGGUUUAGAUCUCUAGGUCCACUUUAUUAUAGAAAUGCAAAAUGCGGAUUAAUUGUAUUCGAUUUUACUAAAAUAGACACAUUUUUAAAUUUAGAUACAUGGAUUAAUGCAUUUACUUCGGUGGCAGGAUCCGAUGUCUCUGUUGUAAUUGUAAGAAAUAAAUUUGAUUUAGUUUCAGAUAGACAAGUUUCAGAUUUAGAUAUACAAGCUUUCCUCGAAACACAUAACUACCCAUUCUUUGCUACUUCAGCCACAGAUAAUGAAAGUAUCCAACAGCUUUUCAAGCGAGUUGGUUUAGAAUUAUACAAAAAGAGAGUAUCACUCAUGAAUGCUAAUGAACUUAAUUCAAAAUUACAAGAAAAAACAAAAUAUUCUUGUUGUUAG
This is a messenger RNA of Trichomonas vaginalis G3, 594 nucleotides long. RefSeq names its product GTPase protein. Lineage: Eukaryota; Parabasalia; Trichomonadida; Trichomonadidae. The record is from RefSeq and is a predicted model, not a curated record. The transcript has a single exon. Bases 1 to 594 code for a protein of 197 amino acids. Gene Ontology annotation, molecular function: GTP binding; GTPase activity.